AAAAAAAAUCUGCGAGGAUGUUGGGUUGUGACGCCCUUGUACGUCAGAGGCUGCCACUUUGUCAAAAUUCAAAAGUCUCAUCGACGUAUCCCUUCCGACAAGGGCUCUGUAUAUACUAUGAUGAUUCCUUCGUUUAAGUAACUAGAAAACGUAAUUGUCGGCAGUCUUGAAUUAUUGUUAUUGAGGAUUACAUACCUUCGAGAAAAAUAUGGAGAGCACAUUGAAGGAUAUGAGAGACGGUGCUACAGUGCUGGACAUGGACCCUAAAUCCACCGUCGGUGGAGGCGUUGAGGAUGUUUACGGUGAGGAUCGGGCUACCGAGGAUCAAAUCCUCACUCCCUGGACUGUCUCCAUUGCCAGUGGGUAUUCUCUGUUGAGGAAUCCUCAACAUAACAAAGGGCUUGUCUUCACUGAGAGAGAGAGGGAUGCUCAUUAUUUGCGGGGUCUUCUGCCGCCAACAAUUGCAACUCAGGAGCUUCAGGAGAAGAAGCUGAUGAACAAUAUCAGGCAAUAUCAACUUCCUCUUCAGAAGUAUAUGGCUAUGAUGGAACUUCAGGAGAGGAAUGAACGGCUUUUCUACAAGCUUCUCGUUGAUAAUGUUGAGGAGUUGCUUCCUGUUGUUUACACUCCAACUGUUGGUGAAGCAUGCCAGAAAUAUGGGAGCAUCUUCAGACGUCCUCAAGGCCUAUACAUAAGUUUAAAAGAAAAGGGCAUGAUUCUUGAUGUAUUGAAGAAUUGGCCAGAAAGAAACAUUCAAGUUAUUGUGGUGACUGAUGGCGAGCGGAUUUUAGGGCUUGGAGAUCUCGGCUGUCAGGGGAUGGGAAUUCCUGUGGGGAAAUUAUCUCUGUACACUGCUCUUGGAGGUGUUCGUCCUUCUGCGUGUCUACCGAUAACCAUUGAUGUGGGCACAAACAAUGAGCAAUUGUUGAAGGAUGAGUUCUACAUUGGGCUCAGACAAAAGAGAGCAACUGGGCAGGAAUAUGCUGAACUUCUGCAUGAGUUUAUGACUGCCGUCAAGCAGAACUAUGGAGAGAAAGUACUUAUACAGUUUGAAGAUUUUGCGAAUCACAAUGCUUUUGAGCUGCUUGCAAAAUAUGGCACAACGCACCUUGUCUUCAAUGAUGAUAUACAGGGAACAGCAUCAGUUGUUCUUGCAGGAGUUGUUGCGGCGCUGAAAUUGAUUGGGGGAAGCCUUGAUGAGCACAAAUUUUUGUUCCUAGGUGCUGGAGAGGCUGGGACUGGAAUAGCGGAGCUUAUAGCUCAAGAGAUGUCGAAACAGACAAAAGCUCCUUUGGAAGAAACCCGCAAGAAAAUCUGGCUGGUAGAUUCGAAGGGAUUGAUCGUAAGCUCACGUAAAGAUUCACUUCAACACUUCAAGAAACCUUGGGCGCACGAGCAUGAACCUGUAAAAGAUCUCUUAAGUGCUGUCAAGGCAAUUAAGCCAACAGUUUUGAUUGGAUCUUCUGGAGUGGGAAAAACAUUUACAAAAGAAGUUGUCGAAGCUGUGGCCUCCUUCAAUGAGAAACCCCUUAUUUUGGCUCUCUCUAAUCCAACUUCACAGUCCGAGUGCACUGCUGAAGAAGCUUACACUUGGACUAAGGGCCGUGCAAUAUUUGCUAGUGGAAGUCCAUUUGAUCCUGUCGAAUAUGAUGGCAAAGUUUAUGUUCCUGGCCAGGCAAAUAAUGCUUACAUAUUCCCUGGACUUGGGUUGGGUUUGGUCAUCUCUGGAGCAAUUCGCGUGCAUGACGACAUGCUUCUGGCUGCAUCGGAAGCUUUGGCUGGUCAAGUCACCGAAGAGCUCUUCCAUAAGGGGCUCAUUUACCCUCCGUUUUCAAAUAUCAGAAAGAUUUCGGCUCAAAUAGCUGCAAAUGUUGCUGCCAAGGCAUAUGAACUUGGUGUGGCUACGCGUCUCCCUCGUCCCGCUAAUCUGGUCAAAUAUGCUGAGAGUUGCAUGUACAGUCCUAUAUAUCGUCAAUAUCGUUGAAACAUAUAUAUUCCCUGUAUUGUUAGCUUUGCUUUGAAUCCUGUUGUCAUGCUGUGUCGCCUGCUUGCUUUGUAUCUUCUUUUCUAGUAGCAUCAAGCGAAUAAACGUAUAUGUUCGAUAUGCCACCCAAUGGUAGUUCCAUUUUGUGUGUAAGUGCUAAAGUGGAUAAUUUUACCCUAAAA
Molecule: messenger RNA, 2166 nt
Organism: Tripterygium wilfordii
Lineage: Eukaryota; Viridiplantae; Streptophyta; Magnoliopsida; Celastrales; Celastraceae
Product: NADP-dependent malic enzyme
Exons: 19
Coding region: 209-1984 (591 amino acids)
Biological process (GO): malate metabolic process; pyruvate metabolic process
Cellular component (GO): chloroplast
Molecular function (GO): malate dehydrogenase (decarboxylating) (NADP+) activity; malate dehydrogenase (decarboxylating) (NAD+) activity; NAD binding
Source: RefSeq, a predicted model, not a curated record